AAGUGGGUGGCUGUUCGUAGAUCUUUAAUGUAUUAUUUCGGUGUAAGUCUUGGUGUGGAUGAGUUUUAGAUCUGCGCGAUGAAUGUCCGCCCUAGCUGGCAGGGCGAUCUGUAAGGUAUUGCUAGUAAAUAAAUCGGUUGCGAGUCAGCGGGGUGAAGGAGCAGCGAGGAAGGAACUGUUUUUUUCUGCUCUGAUGGAGCAGUUUUUAAACACGCUGCAGUCUGUUUGACCUGCAACGAGGGGGCCGAGCAAUGAAUAAGCCCAAAAUGGCAACCGAGAAAGGCAUCCCCAGCAGUUCCCGGGUGCUGAUGUUACUCGGGCAGUUGGAGAGGUUCAAUGGAGAAACCCUGCACCCGGACAGCGAGGCUAUUAGACAAGUGACUGGCAAAAUCCUGCACCUUAUCCAGACUCAAGAGAAGACGCAUAAGGAGAUCAUGGCUAAAGGCUCGAGCGGGAUGGAGGUUAUACUUUCAUCCCUAGAGAAUACACAUGAUUUGCAGACAACUUUGAACAUCUUGGCCAUUUUGAAUGAGCUGCUGACUGUGGGUGGCGGCCGCAGGAUCGGCGUGUUCGUGUCUAAAGGAGGAACCGCCAUCCUCCUGCAGAUACUGAUAAGCUCUUGCAGAGAAACAUCCCCCAGUGAAGAGCUCAUGCAGCAGGUCCACUCCCUACUGGCCAAAGUAGGACCUAAAGACAGGAAGUUUGGAAUUAAAGCGCGUCUGAACGGGGCUCUGAACGUCACCAUAAAUCUGCUGAAGCAAAACCUGCAGAAUUACAAGCUGCUGCUGCCGUGCUUGCAGGUGCUCCGUGUCUACGCCGGCAACUCAGUGAACGCCGUGUCUCUGGGAAAGAACGGCGUCGUGGAGAUGAUGUUCAAAGUGAUCGGACCCUACAGCAAGAAGAACACCACUCUGCUGAAAGUAGCCCUUGAUACUUUGGCAGCUUUGCUGAAAUCCAAGAUGAACGCGCGGCGGGCGGUAGACAGGGGACACUUGCCAGCUCUGCUCGCCAUCUACCAGGACUGGCACCGGAACGACACGCGCCACAGACACGUGCUCAUUCGCAAGAGUAUCCUGGGCUGCAUCAAAAACAUCACCAACAUCAAGCUGGGGAGGAAGGCCUUCAUCGACGCGGACGGCAUGAGGAUUCUCUACAACACUUCCACUGAAUGUUUGCCUGUUAGGACUUUGGAUCCUCUGGUCAACAUUUCCAGCCUGAUCAUGAGAAAGUGCUUUCCGAAGAACCGCUUGCCUCUGCCCACUAUUAAGAGCGUCUUUCAUUACCCACUACCGCACGUUCCAGCUAGCGGCCCCGUAGCUCAGCUCUACAACCAGCCCCCGGGGGUGGACGACGUUGUAGAUGAGAGCGAUGAUAAUGAGGACACAGAGAUCGACACAGAGAAUGAGGAAGAUGAGAAGGACCACAAGUCACAGCAUGAUGACGUCGAGACUGACAUUAACAAACUGCGACCAAGACACAUCCCCAUACGCCCAUUUGAUGAACUUAGACCUUUUGAGCGUUUCUUUCCAGAAUUUUCGGAGGAUUUUCAGGACUAUGAAUUUGAGACCAACAAAUCAACAUCCCCUCCUGCUCCGGAAGCUCCAAAACACCAAAAACACUCCAUAGUCAUCCCUACAGCUCAGACCAAACCCAAAAACAAGCCCUUGCACCAGAACGAGGGGGGAAAACCAGUGGGACUGGACAACAUCUCGGUCUCCAAAGCUCCAGAGCUGGUACACGGUCUCAGUCGGCUGCUGCUCGAUACCGCCGAUCCGGUGAAUGGGGGAAACUGUGUGGAGGCGGGGCUUCAGGAAGAGGGAGGGGAGCAGGCGGAGCUUGAGGUGCCCGAUACUGCUGCUCUUUUGCCUUUGCAUGACCCUGAUCUGUACUUGGAGAUGGUGAAAGGAACGUUCUCGGUGCCUGGGUACACUGAGGUGGCGUACCCAGAUUAUUUUGGUCACGUGGCACCCAGCUUUCGUGAGCACAUUCUCGAGAGGGUUUAUGGUGUACAGAGGGCAAAAAUUUUCCAGGAUAUUGAGAGGCUCAUUCACCCAAGUGAUAUCAUGGAUAAAGUCGUGUACGAUCUUGACCUGCAGAGCUGUCCGUUAAUUGAUGACGGCGAGUCUCUGAAGUUCAACUCGCAGUUUGAAUCGGGGAACAUGCGCAAAGCAAUUCAAGUCAGAAAAUUCGAGUAUGACUUGGUGCUAAACUCGGACAUCAACAGUAACCACUAUCACCAGUGGUUUUACUUUGAGGUGAGCGGCAUGCGAGUUGGGGUACCGUAUCGCUUCAACAUCAUCAACUGUGAAAAAUCCAACAGCCAGUUUAACUACGGCAUGCAGGCGCUCAUGUACUCGGUACAGGAAGCGAUCGGGGGCAACCCUCGAUGGGUUCGUACCGGAUCGGACAUCUGCUACUACAAGAACCAUUUCUCACGGAGCUCCAUUGCAACAGGAGGUCAGAAGGGCAAAUCCUACUACACCAUCACCUUUACUGUGACCUUUCAACACAAGGACGAUGUCUGUUACUUUGCCUAUCAUUACCCAUACACCUACUCGACCCUGAAGAUGCAUCUCCAGAAGCUGCGAACACUGUGCACUUCGCACAUCUACUACAGACAGCAGCAGCUUUGCAAGACGCUCGGUGGAAACGACUGCCCUCUGCUGACCAUCACGGCCAUGCCGGAGUCUUCCAGCAAUGACCACGUUUGCCAAUUUAAGAACCGGCCGCUCGUGUUCCUCUCGGCACGCGUUCACCCCAGCGAGACCAACGCCAGCUGGGUGAUGAAGGGCACGCUGGAGUUCCUGAUGAGCUCCAGCCCUCUGGCGCAGAGUCUUCGGGAGAGCUACAUAUUCAAAAUCAUCCCUAUGCUCAACCCAGAUGGCGUCAUCAAUGGCAGUCACAGAUGUUCUCUGAGCGGUGAGGAUCUGAACAGGCAGUGGCAGAGCCCCAGUCCGGAGCUUCACCCCACCAUCUACCACACCAAGAGUCUGCUGCAGUACCUCAGCGCUAUCGGGAGAGCACCACUGGUUUUCUGUGACUACCACGGCCACUCAAGGAAGAAGAACGUGUUUAUGUACGGCUGCAGUGUCAAGGAGACGGUGUGGCAGACCAACGUCAGUGCCAGUUCCUGUGACCUGCAGGAAGAUUUGGGAUACAGGACUCUCCCUAAGUUGCUGUCUCAGCUGGCUCCAGCCUUUAGCUUGUCCAGCUGCAGCUUUGUAGUGGAGCGCUCUAAAGAGUCAACAGCGCGAGUGGUGGUGUGGAGGGAGAUCGGCGUCCAGCGUAGCUACACCAUGGAGAGCACACUGUGCGGCUGUGACCAGGGCAAAUACAAGGGUCUUCAGAUCGGAACAAGGGAGCUGGAGGAAAUGGGAGCCCAGUUCUGUGUGGCUCUGCUCAGACUUCGACGCCACACGUCACCCCUGGAGUUGCGCAACCACAACACUCACCUGCUGGAUGUAGAAAGUGAACUGAUAGACACAAGCUGCAAUGUUACCUGCCCCACCACUUACGUAAUGGAGGAAGAUGAGCCUGCGUUUCUCGAAGAUGUGGACUACAGCGCUGAAAGCGACAACGAUAACGACCCUGAACUCGAACCUGCCCACCUGGACCUGAACUCGGACCCUGAACUCAACCACCAAGAGUCUUUGACCUAAGGGCCAAUUAGUUCUUAAAUUGAGACACAACCUCACAAAUACCAAAACCCAGUCCUAGUUACUGAUACGCUAAUUAAACAUCUUUAAAAUCUACUUAACAGAUACCAGAGUCAUAUUGGUAUAUAUGACAUUAAUCAAAUUUGAUUCUAUACACAUAAGGUAACAUAAGAUCUACAGUACUCUACUCUGACUUGUUAAAUUCACAACACUAUAUAUACACACACACAGAAUGGUUGGACAGAAUCUAACUGUAGCUAGUAAGGAACUAAAUGUUUAAAAAAAAAAGAAAUGCUGAUCGCCUUAGCAAUUUCAAGUCAUUCAGAACAAUAUUAAUGGUGCUACAAAUGGACGUUUCACAUUUCAUUAUGUUCACAUAGACUAGAGUCGAAGCUGCCUUUCUUUGAAACCUUAAAGCAUUGACAUAGUAAUCACGUCAUUAUAUCAUUAUAAUAGUGUUCCAUUACAGCACAUUUUACAUUAUUGCAUGGCCGAAGGAAAAAACCUCACUGCGCACCCACCACCAUACUUCAUUUUGCGAUUCAGUGUAAUGAAUGUAAAACCGGGUUUGAUCUUAUCACUCGUGUACUUGCUGUCUGAUUGCAGCUCAGUAGUGUGAACAGGUACAAUACUGGAUUGGUAUCGCAUCAGUCAUGGUCUGAUCUUACAGCCGUUUGCACCAUUUCACAACAAACAAAAGAAAAAAAAGACUUUAAGUGGAAGAGCUCUUGUGCUUUGAUUUCCAUAUGGAAUUAUUUCUGUCGUGUUCGUAUGACAAGUGCAUGACUCUUGAAUGUCGCUUUUGUAAUUUAUUUUAUUUGUUUGAAACAUUUUCUUUUUUUGGCGGAGGGGCUGUUGUAGCUUUGUAUGUGAAUGUAAGAGUGUGUGUGUGUGUGGCUUAAAUGUGUAUGGAAGAUACAGUUCGAAAUGUAUUUGAUUUUAAACACGACUGUCCAACCUCUGACUGAAGUGAAAGUAAUAAAUAUUUAAAGGAAA
Molecule: messenger RNA, 4652 nt
Organism: Silurus meridionalis
Lineage: Eukaryota; Metazoa; Chordata; Actinopteri; Siluriformes; Siluridae
Gene: agtpbp1
Product: ATP/GTP binding carboxypeptidase 1
Exons: 26
Coding region: 252-3659 (1135 amino acids)
Biological process (GO): protein side chain deglutamylation; proteolysis; C-terminal protein deglutamylation
Molecular function (GO): metallocarboxypeptidase activity; zinc ion binding
Source: RefSeq, a predicted model, not a curated record